Messenger RNA from Menidia menidia (Atlantic silverside), 4092 nucleotides. The record is from the annotation of a GenBank genome assembly. NCBI's taxonomy places the organism in Eukaryota, Metazoa, Chordata, Actinopteri, Atheriniformes, Atherinopsidae.
AUGUGCGUGUGCCUUCCAGAGAAAGGGAACGGGACCGGGACCUGGACCGGGACUGCGCUGAGUGGCAUCGCCCCGCAGAGCCAGCCGCGGCCCUGCCUGGACCUGCGCGCUGCGCCCGGCGAAGAAACGGUUAAGCGGAGCUGCAAGCGGGCUGCAUUAGAGACGCCGUGCAGGAGCAGCGCCUGUGGGGGGGGGGGGAGAACGGAGGACGAUCAGCAGACGGGUCAUCCAGGACACCACCACCGAGGGAUGCGCCGCAUCCGCCGGCCAGACACCGCAGAGCUCACCCCGGAGAUCUACAUCUUCUUACUAUAGUCAAACAACUAGUCUAAAAGCCAGAGGGGGAAUGAUGGUGAGCUCGGAAGCCUCGGAGACGCCCGUUCCUCUCACCGCGCUGUCGCGCUGGUACCUUUAUGCCAUUCACGGUUACUUCUGUGAAGUGAUGUUCACCGCCGCCUGGGAGUUUGUGGUCAACUGUAACUGGAAGUUCCCGGGCGUGACCAGCGUGUGGGCCCUCUUCAUCUACGGCACCUGCAUCCUCAUCGUGGAGCGGAUGUACCUGUGGCUGCGCGGGCGCUGCCCCGUGCUGCUGCGCUGCACCAUCUACACGCUGUGGACGUACCUGUGGGAGUUCGGCACGGGGCUGCUGCUGCGCCAGUUCAACGCCUGCCCGUGGGACUACUCCCAGUUCCGCUACAACUUCAUGGGGCUGAUCACGGCCGAGUACGCCGUGCCGUGGUUCUGCGCCUCCUUCAUCGUGGAGCGUUGGGUGAUCAGCAAAACCCUGCGGCUGCGCUUCCACCAAGGGCCCGAGGACGGAUGGUCAAGCCACCGCUCAGGCGCUGGGGGCGGAGGAGGUGCUGGGGGAACUUUGGGGGGCGUCGGGCCAAGAGAAAGGAGCAGAGGCACGGGCAGCAGCGCCAACGGCUACCUUAAAGGAGAAUGAGUCACGGAAAAAGGCGCUAUCUUUAAUCAAUCCGCAACUAGCUCCUUCCCUCUGUUACAGCUCCUUGGCCGUCCUUGGCUACUUUUCAUAUGCAAUACUCCCACUUAUUGGCAUGGGGCGGAGACAAAAAUCAGGAAGACUUGGCUGCUGUGAAGAGAGGCUAAGAGUAUCAGCCAGUAAACAAAUGUCUGACUGGGCUUCGACUUCCCAGAUCGGUUGUGUUUAAAUGUUGUCCUCCACUGUUGAAUCAGGGGCUCAGUGCACUCAUGACGCUGCUUUUACUUUAUGACAUAAAACACUCACUCAUUUCAAUGUGGGGUUGACCUUAAGAAGAUCAGGACACUGAAUGACCAGGAUUAAACUUUAAAUCGCUCCUGCCCUUCCCCCCAAACGUCAAAGACUUUGGGAUAUAAAAGAAGGAAAAAAAAGAUUAAUGUCAUUGUUCUGUAAAGGGACUGAUUCAAUAGAGAUAGAAUUUUUUUUCAAAGGCACAUCAGUUUUUAGAAGAGCUGAAUCAUCAGAAUACAUUAUGGAUCCCCAGGCGGUAACAUUCUUAUUACAGCUGCAGCCAUUCAAAGUGACAAAACAUAAGAACAAUAAUUAAACUAAGAACAUAAAAAGAGAAAUAUAGAAAUAUGUAGCAAGCAGUGUGAAUUAAUAAAAAUCCUCAUAUGAAAUAGCCCCAGAGAAAAAUUGUUGGCAUUUAAUAUAAUUUACAAUACAGUUUUUAUGCAGCUAAACGGGCUUAUUCAAGUUCCAGUGUAAAAUGUAUGUGUAUGGAUUGUCUGAAAUUCGGUAUAGUAUUCACAGUUAUAGUUUUACCGAUGGAAUGAACAUGAUUGUUUUACACUGGAAUAAGCUAUUUGUAUUGAAAAACUCAUUCAAAUUGCCCUGAAGGAACAAAAAAAACCUGAGCCAGAUAUCAAUCAAAUCUGCUUGAUAUGCAUUUAGAAGUUGCACUUUCUGAAAAAAAAAAACCCCCAAAACAUUCUCCUUUUAGUGACUGUAUUAGAAAUUGCACUUUGAGCAUCUCCCUUUGUAACAUCCAACUAGAAGUAGUAUCAAUUAUCAGCUAACCCUGUGAAGACCGGUUUUCUGUACUUUGAGCCACAUUAGGCCACAAUUCUGGGAAAAAAAGCAUGGUUUAAAAAAAAAAAGCUGUCUUCCAACAUAAGAUGCAUAUUUAAAAAGCUCUUUUAACAGCCAUAUCAUAUAACUGAUGACCGGUUGUUUGCAUGUUUGAAGAGGUUGAAGUUGAGAGGUCAGGCUGUUAGCCGGCCAGCUUUCUUUACACUAGAGCAUGUGAAAGUGUCCUUUAGCCACACCUUGAACCCCAAGCUGCAGUCAGUGAGAAUGUGAAGGCCUGCAUGGCAGCGUAUCCGCCACCAUCGUAUGAAUUGACUUGUUUGUGUUGUGCGUGAGAAUAAUGAAUCAAUGCCGUCCAUUCAGCACAAUUACUGCAAUGCCUUUCCAUUGAUCGUGAUUAUGAGUCAUGAAUGUUUGCAUGAAUUUCCAUUUCAGCAGGUGUUCAAAACUCUUUCUCAGAACUGGAUGUGGGCAAAUCUUCUGUUUCCUUGGAUUCUGUCUCAAAUAUUACAAGGAUAUACAAGCCUAACUGUCUUUUUCAGUGGAACACACUCCUGUAGUUUACUUCUCGAAUAUGUUUUAUUUAGUUUUCUUCUAAUUUAUUCUUUAAGUGACAAAUUAAUUAACUAUAGUUGGCAUAUCUGAGAAUUUUGACUUGGAAAAGUUGUCUCUUGCCUACUAUCCCCAACAAAAUGUCCAUUAGAGUCCAUUUUUUCAAAUGUAUUUGUAUUUGGGGUCUAUUUUUGCCACUGUAUGAUUGGUUUAAUGAACAUGUGAAGAUUAAGGAAAUAUGGCAACCCACUGGAAAAGCCCCUCAUAUGUGGGUCUAAAUGGAUCUGUCCAAUAAUUUCUCUGCUCCUGAUCUCUGAGUUUGGCUGAUUUUCAUUCCAUUGGGAAGAUAGCUCUCAGUGGGUUUAACACUCGACUUUGCUAUUUAAAUUAAACAUCAGAAGGGGAAUGAUUAAAAGCAAAUGUGUGUGAAAUUUUGAAAACAAACGUGCUGUGGAAGUGAUCAGAGUCAGGCUAAAUGCUCAUACUUGUAUUGGUUCAUCUCAUUCCAGCACUGUCUGGAAUUUUCCAAAUGAGUGUUCCCUGCUCCUGAGGUUCCUCCUGCAGAAAGCUUCCCACAUAAACCUUUGGAUGUGGUUCUUUAGUGUAUCAGAGGUUCUAGGAGGGGGAGAUGAAAUGUUAAGUAUAACUUACAGAGAACAGUGUCAAACCCACUAAGCAGCAGGUUUCAUCCUUGCUGAAGUGUCUGCUGGUUCUACUGCAUCUAAACUUUACCCUCACUGCCUCUCUUUAUGUCCAGAGUGUAGAAGUCGGAAAUGUAAUCUAGCAUGUCAAAUGAAUUGCUGCCACCCAGUGGAUGGUUUUAAAAACGGAGAGCAUGUUUUUAUCGGGCUCACAGACGAAAAGAUCGGAAUAGAGGUUCAUAUCUAUGUUUUAUUUUAUUUGUUCUUUUUUCUUUGCAUAGUUAUGUUUUAUUUAACUGCACUGCAAUAGAGGAAACUACUUUUUUUGUUCCUGAAAAUAUACUAGGUCUGGGUUCAUGUUUUUAUCUAAUUCCAAUCUUGAUGAAACAGAUCUUGACAUGCAAAUCGAAUUGUAUUGACUGGAACGAGUGCUUGAAGGAAUAUUGGGUGUGUAAGACUAUGGUGUCAUCCAGAGAAGCAGAUUCUGAAUGUGUAUUUGCAUGUGUAAUGUGUGAAAACUGAACUGACUCUGGUAUUUCUAUAUUUGAUUGUGCAUGUCCCAAAAGCUCUGCGCCUAACUCAGAUUUUAACCUGCUAAUUUUUAGCCCUGGCAUACUGCAAUGGUUACUUUUUGUUUUGAAAUAAAAAUGUAACAAACAGGUUUUGAAUGAAAUGACCGUACUGUAUAUCACUGUUGUUGAGUUUAUGGAUGAUUGGUCAAUCUCUGCAAUUAAAUGUCUUUAUUUGAUCAUAAAAGGUGCAGCGUGGGAGUGAGAGUGCGUGUUUGUGUAUGUGUUUGGAUGCCUUUUAUUUAAGCUGGCUGUUGAGAUGUUAACAUUAAACCUCAGAUAUUAAAAAGAUAUCCCA